Molecule: messenger RNA, 3489 nt
Organism: Schistocerca gregaria
Lineage: Eukaryota; Metazoa; Arthropoda; Insecta; Orthoptera; Acrididae
Product: pentatricopeptide repeat-containing protein 1, mitochondrial-like
Exons: 4
Coding region: 47-1315 (422 amino acids)
Molecular function (GO): protein binding
Source: RefSeq, a predicted model, not a curated record
AAUUUUUUCAAUUUUCACGCGCUCUGCUUGACAAAUUCAGCUACAUAUGUUCCUAAAACCUUUGGCUCAAAGCUUCUCUCUGCGCACAUUUAGCCGUAGAUUUCUUGCAGCAUCUUCUAGUCCCAAAAAAACUCAAGGCUCAUUGCCAAAAGCGAAGCAGCGAAGUAAAACACUUGUCAAUAUUAGUGAAGAACAGAAACUCGCCGAGUUAAAAAGGAGAAGAAUCGAAAAAAACGAAAAUCUGCGCGAAUUACUUGAUGCGCUUGAAAGGCUCGAUACAUCUGCUGUAUGGGAAAUUCACAGUAAGCCCCUUCGUAUAGAUGAACCUACAUAUACAAAGAUGGUGGCCUUGAUGGCAAAGGCGGGCUAUGUUAAGAAGACGUUUUCGCUUUACCAAAAGCUGAAAAAGCGGGCACUGAAGCCGUCUUUGGACACGUUUUAUUGGCUUCUGAUUUCCCUUGUAAAUGCUGCUUCAGAUGGCGACUAUGUAUCGCGUGUGUUCUACGUUGUUGAGCAGCUUGAAAAGUAUGGCUAUUUGUUGACGCUACGUUUGUCCAACUUGAUGCUUUUGGUCUGCGCAAGAGCUAAAGACCGAGCAUCUUGUUCUUCGGUGCUGUCUAUUAUGUUGAAGCACAGAGUGCGCCCAGAUGUUUCGUCUCUCACCACUCUGAUUCACUGUUCUAAAGGCGAGGGCUUGGACAAUAUUAAUCUGAUGUGGAAGAGCGUUCUGAAAUUCUUUGACCCAGAUAUACGGGCUUGGAACACUUAUCUGACGCUGCUGAGGGAGGAGAACUACACGGAGGAAGUUUUUUUAAUAUUCGAGCACUUACUGGCUUAUUCCGCGGUUAGAGUCAAAACUAGUAGACUAGCAAAAUGGGAGGAAAAAAACCGAGUUCUAGCCGCGGGAAGUAAAAGGGAGGGCGUCAUAGAAGUGCUGGAUGGGAGAAAUUCAAUCAAGGGCGAUAAAUCACCUAGGGAAGCACUAAAGUUAGCAACUGCGAGCAGUGAGGACAAUGCAGAGGUGGUUGGCUUCAGUGGAGACGAUGAUGGGUAUAUGAAUAAAAAUGGCACUCGAAACGAAGAAAGCGUGUGUAUUGAAUAUGUUGCUCAAGAUAGCGAGGGUAUAGAUUGUCAGAACAAUCACAAUAAGAAUAGAAUUGGCGCUUCCGUAGCUUCUCAAGUUGAUGUAUCGACUCAUCUCGCUCCACUGUAUACGUUGACUCCCCCUCUUUUUCAAACCAUGAAUUGGUGUUCGAUCCUGAUUUGCUCCCGUUGGAAUCGAUCCCGGUACCAGACCAGCAUACGAUUUCGAUGAUAUUGAACUUAUGCAGCGAGAAAAAGGAAUAUGUCUUUGCCAAGUUUAUCUUAGAGCUAUUAUUAAACAGCGGGCACAAGCUUGAUAUUGCAUUUGACCGCCCGUUGAUUCACUCGAUGUUUCGCAUAGCGUCGAGAGCCUCGCUUGAUCACGUUGUCGCCGUCGAAAAGCUGAUGGGCGAGAAAAAGCUAUCACCAAAUAUCGAAACGUAUGGCAUAAUGAUGAUGGCGUAUGGACGUCUCGGGGAUACGAAAAAGACCAUGGACAUCUUUUCUCAAGCAGAAAAAUCUUUUAAACUUAGCACCUUUUUCUUUACUAGCUUGCUAAUCGCCUGUCGAAAAAGCGGGGACGUGGAUAUGGCCUGGAAAUCCAUUGAGCAAAUGACAAAGUUGAACCUUCCUGUCGACCGAGUUUACCUGAACAUUCUACGCGAGAUUCUCGAAAAAAAUCAUCGCCAAGACCUCCUCGAAAAGCUUUCCACUCACCCGUUGGUGCUUCAUUAUCGAAAACGUCCGAAAUCGAAGCUCGGGAGUCACGGUGUGAGCCGUGAGGACCCAAAAAGUGACACUGAACCCAAACCUAAAACACAUGACGUGGAUCACACUGACCUCAAAGCUGACAGUAAACUGGAAUUCAAAACAUCGCCCUCGUCUUGCUUUGACAACGUGGAGUUUACUGUUGUAGAUUCACCGUGCGCCCCUGCCAAGUCUCUGAAUAAGAGGGAAAAAAAGCCUCCAGUCUCUCCAACACCCAGCAGCCGCUCAAACCCCCCAGCCGCUAAAGCGCCAACCAAAGCUAUUCGCCGAAAAAGGUUCAAAGAUGAAAACCUGUCAAAUCUAGGAAAUUCUAAAGCGACAAGAGGCUCUAUGAACGAUCCAAAAAACCUUUCCGACGGAAGGACUAAAGUUAUUUUGCCGAACUAUACACCUUGAUACCGCAAUGUAGCCCACCUCGCCUCGCGUGUGCAAGGUAUCUGCAAUCUGUUUAAAUUUUUGUAACACGUCAAGGAAACCGAACAGCAGGUUUGGUUUCAGGUUCACUUUUGUGAGUUGCAACCCAACGUGAUGAAAAAAGAAUACACGAAAAACAUCUCUUUGACUAACGUCAUCGUAAAGUACACCCUGCCUCAGUAACUUCAAAAUCAGGAGAAAAAAAUGUUUUUGAAAAGGGCUCGCAUUCAUCUUUAUAUCGUUACAUCCGAUAAUUAUUCGUUUAACGGCUAAAAACAACAAUUGACGGCUUUUUUAUUUUUUUAGCACUUUCAAGUUUGCAAAUUCAGUCGACACCUUCCUGCUUCUAUGGCGAGCACUCUCCCAUCUGUAUCACCCCAAAACAUUCUUUUGGAGCUCGAACAGUUCAAAGCAAAAUUCAACACGUUUGUAAAGAACCAAUACGAAUGGGCUGAAAAUGAAAAAAAGUGGCACAACGAACAGUGUCAGAACUAUAAAGGUAAGCAGAGUCAAUGAAUAACACCAACUAUCGGUCGGUACCGCAAGAGUGAUACUUAUAACACGAUGUCAUCGGCUUCAUUCCAAUAGAUACAAUGUCAACGUUAAAACAGCGCGAAAAAGAAGCAAAACAAUCUUUGGACUACUGGACAAAAGAAACUGAAAAAAAAAAGCAUGAACUUCACCAGUUGGAAUCCAAUCAUGCCAAACUCUUAGAAUCAGAAAAAAUCCUCCCUGGACAAGUUCAAGAAUACAAAGAUCGGGUCAGAACACUUGAGCUUAAACUGGUCGACAAGCGCGCCGAACUUUGCAAAAAAAAACGCAUCCAAAAAAUCAAAAUGGAUGACGCCACCAACCAGUGCUCCAUUUUUGAGAAAUUGCUGGGCUUAAAAAUCGAGGUCUUAGAAGUCGGGAAAGUGUGCUUUAUCUUCACAAACAUUGAUAAAAAAAAUUUCAAUCGAGAGUUCCGUGUGACAAUUAUAGUAACCGAAGAUCUUAAAAUCAAAGUCGCCGAAUGCAAGCCCAGUUUGGAAAACAUAACUGGUUUAGAAAUGCGUGACUUUUCGAGUUUGAUGCUAUUGAGAAGAAAAUUUAAAGCAUCGAUUUAGAGGAAAAUUUAAAGCAUCAAUUUAGAAAAAUUUUUGUGCCAACAAGCGCGUUACUUACGUAAUGUUGCAUUUUUGAAUGGAGUAUGCAAAUCACUAAUUAAAACCAGAAUCGCUAUUC